This is a messenger RNA of Paramecium tetraurelia, 555 nucleotides long. RefSeq lists its product as uncharacterized. NCBI's taxonomy places the organism in Eukaryota, Ciliophora, Oligohymenophorea, Peniculida, Parameciidae. The record is from RefSeq and is a predicted model, not a curated record. Gene Ontology annotation, cellular component: cytosol. The transcript has 2 exons.
AUGUGGUUGAAGGACAAGGUAAAUAUACAUUUGCUGAUGGCACUUUUUAUGAAGGGGAAUGGAAGAACGAUUUACCAAAUGGCAUUGGAAUCCAAACCUACUCCAAUGGCUGGAGAUAUUAAGGAAGGAAGUUUUCUAAAUGGAAUCAAGAAUGGGUAAGGACUCCUAAGUUUUCCAGAUGGUUCCAUCUAUGAAGGAUCUUUUGAGAGAGAUGUGCCUUCAGGUAUAGGCACUCUCAGAUUCUAGGAUGGCAGAAUCUACACAGGGGAUUGGAAGAACGGAGUCAAACAUGGAAAAGGAAUAUUCCAAUGGCCUGAUGGAUCCAAGUAUGAUGGUUAUUACAUCAAUGACGAAAGAGAAGGAUAUGGUAUUCUCCAUUGGCCGAAUGGCUAAAAAUACCAGGGAUUGUGGAAACAAGGGUUAUUCCAUGGCAACGGGUAGGUGAUUAAACCUAAUGGAACUUCAAUUAGAGGAAAGUGGAUUAAAGGUAAAAGAAUAUAAUCUAAAUUAAACACUAAUGCAUCAGGAAAAACAAAAACAUCUUAAGUUGACUGA